Messenger RNA from Grus americana (Whooping crane), 9885 nucleotides. RefSeq names its product solute carrier family 35 member F5 (gene SLC35F5). The record is from RefSeq and is a predicted model, not a curated record. Gene Ontology annotation, cellular component: membrane. Bases 445 to 1887 code for a protein of 480 amino acids. NCBI's taxonomy places the organism in Eukaryota, Metazoa, Chordata, Aves, Gruiformes, Gruidae. The transcript is spliced from 17 exons. Gene Ontology annotation, biological process: regulation of peptide transport.
CGCGCCUACCCGUGCCGGGCGGGGGAGUGCCGCGGCGGUGCGCCCGGGUCUGUAACCAGUCUCUCGGCGGCCGUUGCCGGCGUCCAGCGGUGGUCGGAGGCAGCCUGUGUCGCUCCCUCCUUUCCGUCUGCCGGACCUCGGCCCCAUCCCGCGCACACUUGUGUCGGCGGUGUUGGAGAAAGCGCUUUCCUCUCCCCGCCUCAGCCAGCCGAGUGCGCCCGCCCUGCCCGGGGAAGGCGGGGAUGUGUGUGGAGGGAUUCCGCUUUCCCGGGAGCGAGCUGGCAGAAGAUCUUCAUGUAACUGGCUGAAAAAUGGUUCCACAAGAUGACAGCUCCAACUCUAACACUGUUAAAAUGGAGCCUAUCUUCACUUUGACAUGAUGUGUGAAGUUUAUUAGCCAGCUUUUUUUGUUUGUUUUUUUACAGUUAUUGUAGAAGGUUACAAAUGGUGUGGGUUUUUAUCAUGAAUCGAAUGAGCUCCCAGAGCAGUUCAUCCACUCAGCGUAGACGAAUGGCUCUAGGAAUUGUCAUUCUUCUCCUCGUUGACGUGAUAUGGGUUGCCUCUUCAGAACUCACUUCUUAUGUUUUUACAAAGUACAACAAACCUUUUUUCAGUACAUUUGCAAAAACAUCCAUGUUUGUUCUAUACCUCUUGGGAUUUAUUGUUUGGAAACCGUGGAGGCAACAGUGUACUCGUGGGUUUCGUGGAAGGCAUGCAGCUUUUUUUGCAGAUGCCGAAGGUUAUUUUGCUGCUUGUACAACAGAUAACACUGUAAACAGUUCUCUGAGUGAACCUUUAUAUGUUCCUGUAAAGUUUCAUGAUUUGCCAACUGAAAAAAAUGGCAGUAAUAAUAGUGAUGCAGAGAAAACUCCCAAAAAGCCUCGUGUAAGGUUCAGUAAUAUUAUGGAGAUUCGACAACUCCCAUCGAGCCAUGCAUUGGAAGCAAAGUUGUCUCGCAUGUCAUAUCCAACAGUUAAGGAGCAGGAAUCAAUAUUAAAAACUGUUGGAAAACUCACUGCAACUCAAGUAGCAAAAAUCAGCUUUUUCUUUUGCUUUGUGUGGUUCUUGGCAAAUUUUUCUUACCAAGAAGCUCUGUCAGAUACCCAGGUUGCCAUAGUUAAUAUCUUGUCUUCAACCUCUGGGCUUUUUACUUUAAUCUUAGCAGCAGUCUUUCCCAGUAACAGUGGAGAUAGGUUUACCCUGUCCAAAUUAUUAGCUGUUAUUUUAAGCAUUGGUGGUGUGGUACUUGUUAACCUUUCUGGAUCUGAGAAAUCUGCUGGAAAAGAUACAAUAGGUUCCCUUUGGUCUCUUGUAGGAGCAAUGCUGUAUGCUGUGUACAUAGUAAUGAUAAAAAGGAAAGUAGAUAGAGAAGAUAAACUUGACAUACCAAUGUUCUUUGGUUUUGUAGGGCUGUUUAAUCUGUUGCUGCUGUGGCCAGGGUUUUUCCUGCUUCACUAUACUGGGUUUGAAGCAUUUGAGUUUCCCAAUAAACUAAUAUGGAUGUGCAUUGUCAUUAAUGGCCUUAUUGGAACAGUUCUGUCAGAGUUCCUCUGGUUGUGGGGCUGCUUUCUUACCUCAUCACUGAUAGGCACACUUGCGCUAAGCCUUACAAUACCUCUGUCCAUAAUAGCUGACAUGUGCAUGCAAAAGGUGCAGUUUUCCUGGUUAUUUUUUGCCGGGGCAGUCCCUGUAUUUUUUUCUUUUUUCAUUGCAACUCUGUUAUGUCACUAUAACAACUGGGAUCCAGUGAUGGUGGGAAUCAGAAGAAUUUUUGCCUUUAUUUGUAGAAAACAUCGAAUUCAGAGAAUGCCAGAAGAAAGUGAGCAGUGUGAAAGUCUCAUUCCUAUGCAUAGUGUUUCACAAGAUGGAGACAGUUGCUGUUCAUAGACAAAAGUUUAAAAAUGGAAUGAUGCCCAGCGAAGAGACAAUCUUCUGGAAAAGUCCCUAAGGAAUCAUGUUUCAGUGCCUAUUCUGAAUUUGUAGUAAAAAUAAGAAGUUUCAGUUCUUUUGAAACUCUAAACUUUUCCUCUUUCUUGCUUUCAUCUGGUUUUAUAAAUGAACAAAUUGACUACAUGCCUACCACCAUAGGGAGUCUCAGUCCAUCUGAGCAACCAACCUGCCUUAUAAUACUGAGCUGGUGAAGUUACUUGACAAAAUCAAGAAAACAAAUGCUGUUAAGUGAUUUCUUUCUUUUUUUUUAAACUCACAAUUUUGUUAAAUGCUGGACAAUAUUAUUUUUAAAAAAUACUUUCAAAUGCUUUAUGUAAAUAAGUUUGCAGGUCAUCAAGUCUUACGGGCUUUCAGAUGAAAAGCUAAAUAGAUAUGUUACCUGUAGUAGGUACAAAUUAACUUUUUUAUGUUGUAUAAACUAUUUGCAUAUUAAUAGAAGAAAAUAGAAAAAUAAUUUAUUAAGUACAUUCUUGUAAUUAUUGAGGCAGGAUCUUUGUACGGUCCUAGAACACUACAUAUAUAUUGUCUUAUGCCAUUUUGAGAAGCCUUGUAAUGGCAGUGGGUGCCGAUGUUUAAAAAUCUUUUGUUACCUAACAAUCUGGAAUGUUUGAAGUUUUAGAGAAUGGUAAAAUAUUUCUAAUUAUAGUACAGUUGGGUGUACAUUCUCAAAAUCAAUGUUUGUUUGAAACAGACUGAUUCUGUAAUCCAUUCUUAUUCCCAAUUAUCUAACAUGGAAAACUAAAUUUGAAAAUUUUCACAUGUAUAGCUGCCAAGUUAUAAAAGAGAUCAAAUUAAUUGUGAAAGUUUUCAGUCAAUGGGUUGGCGCUACAGUAAUCUGCUAAACAAUCUGAAGGAUAAAGGUGUUUGCAUUGAUUUCCAGUUGCAUUAAUAAGUUUAUUCUAAAAUUUAUCAUUUUCCUUAUAACUUGUAUCUUCCACUGCAGUGCUUCUGUCCUAUUUGAUUCUGAAAAGUUAUGAAUAUUCAGGAAUAUUUGAAAUUAGUGCCAUUUUCCAACUUCUGGCCUAUAAGACACAUUAAAGUUAAUUUUGGCUUUUGACGGAUUUUAAUUUUUUAUAAUGAAUGUAGGAUGGAUUUUCAGCCAACAGUAUUCUCUUCAACAUGACAAGAUUAUUAAUAAUGUAAGGUACUUUACUAUCCUUCCACACAAAUACAGAAGGAUGACGUAACACAAAUGCCUUUUCAUGUUUUGACACUCAGUAAUGAUCCUUCCAAAAGAGAUUUUGGUGGUUUGGUGAUACAACUGCUAUGCAAGAGGGAAUGCAGGAAAGCAAUAUGCUUAGCUAUACAUUUAGAAGGAUUGAUUAGCAACCAGCUAGAAUUUAAUGUAAAAAUCUGUGAGUAGAGAAAGAAAAAAAAAUAUUAAACCAGGGGCUAUUGUGGUCAAAUAUUGCACCUUUAUAAAAUUUUUCCUUCCAAUUUUUAAUACUGGAUUACACUACAAGUUUCAGUGAUCUGAGGCAUCUCUUUAAGAUGAGGUAGUAAGUCCUCCUUUGGAUACCUGAAAUAGGAAUAGAAAGAAAAAAAACCCCAAACCCACAACAAAACCACAAACCCAAAACAAACAAAAAAGUUUAUUAAACUUAUGUAGGCAUUUUGAGAAACGUCACAUUUCAAUUCUCAAACCCCACAAGUAGAGGGCAUGAAAAUGCAGUAUGUAAAACUAGUUUUACAUUUGACUUUGGUAGAAUUUGCAAGAUUUUUUGGUAAGUGGAGUUUCCUUAGCUGUUGGGGGAUUUUUAUGGAUAUUUUUUUUUUUUUUUCCUAAAUUAUGACAGAGGAUGUUAGCUUCAACUUUUUUUCCAAGAAGUAGUGUUAAGGCCUAAUAGCAAUAAAAAACUAAUGUCUGUUUUCAAUUAAUGAUAUGUUUCAAUGAGAUCAUGCCAGAUAUAUAAUACCAGGCAUUAACUACAAAUUUGAAUCAUGUGGGACUUGUGGCAUCAGCAAACUAAGCCUGGGAAAACUGAGUUUGCUUUCAGAUGGGCGAUUACAGGGUUUUUUAGUGAAAUAGUCUACUGCUGUCUUUUGCAGUUGGUCAUACUGAUAGAAUUGGAGCUGUAAUGUAUAAUGGACAAUUGCUAUUCAUAUUUGUCCUUACGUUCAUGGCUUAAAGUGAAACAUCAUCAUAGUCUCCCAUGUAUAUGACUUGUGUUCACUUGCGUUAUUCAUUAGUUUGAGAGGUUAAGGAAGUAAGUAUUAAGAGAAUGUUUUUCUGUGUCUGACCCCAGGAAUGUUGAAGAAUGUUUAGUAAACUCGAAGUUAGGGCUUUCCCACUGGUUUUGUUUUUAACAAAAACUUGUUAAUUUUUUUUUUAGAUAUUAAAUAUUUUAAUCUCAUGGCACUAGGUAGCUUGAGCAGUCUUUUUGCAUUAAAUUACAGUUCUUUAAAGAGUAAGAAACAAACUGUCCUUCCUGAAAGGAUUUUUAAACAGUGGUGCCCCUGUAGUUACAAGAAAUGUGUUACAGUUUUAAUUACAGAAGCUAUGACAUGUAACAUUGUUCCUGCAUUUAAUAGAAUGUGAUGAGGUUUUUUCUAUAAAAUCUUGUGAUUUUUAGUACAAUAAUAUUUUAUAAAUAUAAUGUCUAAUUUGAAAUGUAAAUUGCGUAGCUCUCUAAUGGGUGCUUGGUAAAUGCACAAGAGAUUUAGCUUUGAUUCUCAGAUUCUCAGGUACCUCUGACGUAAUGGAGACAUGCUGGGUUUUUCUUUCUCAUUACACAACUGGAAUGUGAAGGAGCUCUCUCGUAAAUGCAUUACCUCUGUGUGCUAGCAUAAAUUGUCAUUGCUCUUGCUAUUUCAAUUUGGGAAUGUUUUUAUUCUGAUUCUUGUAGGAAGCACAUACACUUUAAAAAAAUAGUGAAUUUUUAUUUCAAGCAUUUCUUUCGAUGUCAUUAGAUGCUUAAGGAACAGUGAUUUCCCAUGCCUACAAAAAGGAAAAUGAAUACUACAUGUGUUGCUGUGUCAAAUAGUUGAACUAAUUCCUGUAAUCCUCUGAGACAACCAACAAUUUCUUCUGUGUGUGAUUGAGGUUUUGGAGCUGUUUGAGUUUUAUAUAUGGAGGAAAUGAUGAUUAUUUGCUGAAUGCCAUGUAGCAUGCCUUCACUUUUAGGGUUUUGGUGAGUCUUACGUAGUUUGAAGUACAGGGUACUGCACUCCAGAACAAAGAGAAAGAGGGAUUUCAGUUUUUCUGUCUACUUUCUGUUAGGUUUCAGUCAUGCUGAAAAUGUGUUCAUUAUGAGGGGCUGCUGUAGAUGUAAUGCUAAUUCAGCAAAGGACUGAAAUACAUGCAACAUCAGUACUGAACAAUUGCUUAGGAAGUACGGGGCACAUGAAUGCUACUGAAGACACCGAGGGCCCAACGUUUCUGUUGCCCAGUGUGCGCUGCAUCUUGCUUGUUGGCUUUUGGUCUGUGGAAAUCCAUGUAAGGGGCUGGGGGCUGUAGUACAUGACUGACGUGGCUUGUCAUGGACUGGGGCUGGAGUGGGCUGCACACUGCGACUCAUAAGCAGGGAGGCUAAUGCACCGCCCGGUUGUCUCACUGUGGUGGCACAAAUGCUUUGCAGAAAUAGGGUGUUAAGCAGGAGUAUUCUUCAAAUGACAAACGAUGGAGCUGCAUGUGAUACUUGACCUGGAAUGCUGGUAUAUGCAUUGCAUACCUCCUUGGAAUGUACUAGCAAAAAUAGGAGAGCCUGCAAAUUACUUUUCUUAGUGUGUGCUGUUGUAAUUGUCAUUCACUUUCACAAUACUCAUUGUGCCUAGGUACAGCUAUUCACAACUAUGAUUGCUUUAAAUAAGGUGGUAAAAUGAUUUCUUUGUAAUUCUUGGUUCCAUCUCUCUUUGUGUUGAAUGUUAUCAUUCCUAUUCCCUCCUAAAAGAUCCUCCUGCCUUAGAGAAAUUAAGUUACUGAGCUAAGCUAUCAGAGGAGGGGGGAAACCAGUUAAAUUUUAGACAUAGAGUGAGUUUAUGGACACACUCUCAAAUUUCAUAUGAAAAUAGGCUUUGGUAAGGCAGAGUGUUUGUGUGUUUGUAAAUGAAGUUAAGAAGCGGCAUACUCAAAAAUCAAGAAACAGAAACUAAUGUUAAUACCACAGUGUUGACUUAUAUGGCUAACUAUAGGAUGGUACUUUUAAUCAGUUUUCUUUAUUUGGGAUAAGUUUUGAGUUGGUUACCAUUUCUGUUAUGGCUGUCAUAUGUAGUGUCUGCAAUUUAGUAGUUAUAACUGCAGUAGUAUUUAAGUCUUGGUUCAUAAACAAUUGUUAUGCAUGUGUUGUAGGGUUUUGGUUUUUUUUUUUGUAUCCAGGAUUGCAUUAAUGCUGUAUUUUGUUUUACAUGGUUAUUGCAGGGCUUGAUUUCUCAGGGAAAUACGGAUGAUACCAUGCAUGGUGAGAGCUGAUAAUUAGUUCCUGCUUUUAAAAUCGUUACAAACAUUUUCAGGUUUCACUCGGACAUUUCACAUCAUGUAACUUUCAUGUUGAACUUCCUUAGGCUUAUCAGGUAAAUCACGAUGAGAAUGUUAAGAGCUUUUAAAGGUGUUAAUAAAAUAUACUCUGCCCAACACUUUGUUACUUUUUGGACAAAUGUCCAUUCUAAAGUGUUGCUGCAAUUUGUGUGUGGUUUUCUAAUUAUUGUACUAUGCACCAUAUAAUUUGUUACCCUGCUGAUUUUGAAGCUGCAGUUCUGGCAUGACAGUGACAUUAACUUUCAGGGUUAGGCAAUGCUAUAGUAAUACAUGAUCUGAUUCUGGGGUAGGGUACCAGCAUAUAUCUUCUAACAUUAUAUAUAUUCAUUUAUAUCAUUACAUUUUUACAAAAUCUGUUCACUUUGGGGAUUUUUGUUUGUUUUUCCAGUAGCCAAAGUCACUUUGGCUAGACAGGGAUUUAAUCCAAAGCCCAUGAGAGUCAUAGACAGCAUUAAUAAAGUAAAACUUUAUUGGAAAGAAACCCCGCAGUCAGGUUGACCUUUAUGCUUUUGCAGUAUUUCUGUCUGCAGCAUACAUUUGGAGUGGUUUGCUUUAAGACUUCAGCAAUAUAAAUUUGAGGGACUUUAGUGCUGGUAAAAAUGGUAAAUGUACCACUGUAACUGGUCACAAAAAAAUAUUUCCCUAUAGCCAGCAUGCAGCUUAAUUAUUUAGAAGGUGAAUUUGUCUUGCUACAUGACUUCUCUUUAAAAUCAGUAGCAUGAGAAAUGUUAACCACUGCACUUAGUUGUAUAAGUCUAAGAGAUUUUUUUUUUUGUCAAUAAUGAGAAUAUGUGAUCAUAGUCAUCAGCCUGGAGGAUCAACUUCCUUUUGAUGAUUUCUGAUUUGACAUUUCCAUUCACUUUGCAAAGAAUCCAACAGGGCAUUUCCUCUUUAGGUAAAGCUACUGUAUUUUGACUGCCCUAGUUCUCUAUAUUGUUAGAAAUCCAACAUAAAACAUAAAUGUAACGUACAAAUGUGACUCUGCUUAGUUAUCUGUGUUCUCACUCUCCUGUGAGGUUAAGUAUUGCAUCAUUACAUCUGGUAUUAGUAGGUAACCAGACCGUUUCUGGAAUGUCUACUACCAUGAUGUGGAAUGCAUCCAGAAUUUUAUCUAGUUUUCACUUCCUACUUUUUAAAAGCAUAAAAGGCUUUUCUCUGAGGAUUUUUGUAGAAAGCAGCUGUUUAGUUCUACAAGUGCAGAGUUCUUUAAGUGCAUCUCAGUUGAUAAAGUUGCAUCCAAUGUUUUUUAAUGAACUUUUGACUGUUUUAUCAGGUAAGGUGCACAAAGUUUGUAUAUGUUCCACAGAAGAAAAAUGACUGGACACUGGAAUGGCCUCAGAAAUAAUAAUUCAGGGAUGUUUCUAUAGUUCUUCACAUAUGUUCCUGAAGUUUUUCCACAGGUUUGUUUUGUUUUUUUUAAACCCCAACCAAACAAAACCAAAAAAACACACUUAGCAAGCUGAAGGGAAUUAGCCAUUUAGCAUAGAACUAAUUUUAUGCAAAUGACUGUGUUUUCAUUAGAGAUAUCCUUCAAUAUAUUACUGAGGUUGCCAGCCCACAAGUCUUUCCUUCCUUGUGUUAUAGGUGAUGCUUUUCUUCUACCUAAGUCUGACCUUUGCAUGCCAAUUAAACUAGUUCCUCUACUAGAAUGAGUAAUUUCUAAAGUAUUUUUAGAAUCUCCUUUUUCCUCUAGUUAGGGAAACAGCAGGGGCUUUCCAGCCAAACAGUAUCCCUUUCCUAUUGGAGAAGGAAAAAAAAAACCCUUUAAAAAAAUAAAGCAAAAAAUCUUAAUUGAAAAUAAAGAAUCUUACUCAGCAGCAUAUGGGAUCAGCUGUAAAAUCAUUGGGCUAGUUUCUUACAUAGCCUAAUUACAUACAGGCAAUAGUGUACUGGAUCUCUCGUUGAUUUUGAUUUAAUAUAGAAUGUAGCUAUUUUAAAUAAUCAUUUCAUAUUGAAGCUCAGUGCUUACAUUGAGCCCUGUGAUUGUUAAAAUAAAAUACAUAUUUGGAGAGGGUACAUACUUGAGGAGUUUCUUCUCUGUUUUUAGGGGUUUUUUUGUGAAGUGUUACAAAGUCCCACAUACAAUCCAGUUACAAAUGAAUGCUCUAUUAAUUGAAAAUCAUGAGAGACUGUUUACACAAAGCUAUAUUGAAAGCUUAGCCAGUCGUUAAUGUUAUCUGGAUGGAAUUGGAGAAGUGUAAUGAGUAUGCGAUACAACUUCAGCAUUGUACAGCUGAAAGGGUCCUUGUAAUGACUUAAAAUUUGUAUAAGUUCUCUCUGGAGUGGGUAUUAGUAAAACAAAAUUGUUUAUGAAACUUUUUGUUUAGUUGUUUAAUCAGAUCCAUCUGUGAAACUUCUAAAGCUUGUGUGCAUUAAAAAAUGCACAAAACCCAUCGUUAGUAGUUUUGAUGGUCUUUUUGGCAUUACAUUUUGUGCUCAGUUUCAGUGAAUUCUGAGUAACGCUUUUAAAGCAGAAGCUGCUUUAACCGAAGAACUUUCAACUGAAGAAGACUUUUGUUGGCAUGAAGUCUGUACGGUUUGCUAAUAGUUGGAUGUUCCGAGAGCACAGCUAGUUCCAGGUAUAUACCCUCUAUGAAACAUCUUUAUGCAUAAUCUUGUAACCAUUUUCCUUAGUGAGACCAGAACGUGAAUUGCUGAUGUGUAUUGCAUUUGCACUUAAAUACCUGAUUUCAGAGUGUGUUAAACCUUGAUCUAUUUUUGAUAAAAAAGAAAUGUAGCAUUUUUAUCUAAUUUCCAUUUAAUGAUAACUGUAUUCGUGCAGAGAAAAACAUAUAAUCAUGGCUUGAUGCAGUGAUUUUAAGCCAAGAAAACAGCAGGAUGGCAGUAGUAGAUGUGAAAUGAAGAUGCAUGUCUCUUCAGAAACUCUGGCUUCUGCUUUCUUCCUUCCUUCUCUUUACCAAAUUGGUGUCUCCAUUAUUCCAGAAUUACACAGGUGAAGCAAGGACCAGAACUUUUACCCUUCAUUUUUUAAAAGUGAACAUUGGCUUUUGCCUGGAGUGUUUUUGUCCUGUCACUUCAUUUUCUGAGGCAGGGGUCAGGUAAAUGAGAAAUAUAGAAUAAGUAUUUUUAAUUAAAAUCAGAUUUAAGCUAUUAAUUACUUUGAAAUUCUCUAUAUUAAUAGAGAUCUAAUGAAUGGAAAUUAAAGGCCUAUAUUGCAAAUAUUGAACAGUUCUUAUAUAUUUUUGACAAAAUCAGUAUAUAUAUAUAUGAAUAUUUGAAACAUGCGUAAGGGUGAAAAUUGGAAAAUUGUUCUUGUGUUGAUAGGUUUAUAAAUUGAAAUUCUUAAUAUCCAAUACCAAAACCCUAUCAAAGGGCUAAUGAAAAGAAAAUGUAAUGUAUUCUGAUGAACAGCCUGUGUAAUACAAUUGAUGGGUGUGAUUUUUUUUUUUUCUGUGUUAUAUUUAUUAUAUGUAAGUAAACAAUAAAGAUUCUAAAUCUUA